Molecule: messenger RNA, 297 nt
Organism: Trichosurus vulpecula (common brushtail)
Lineage: Eukaryota; Metazoa; Chordata; Mammalia; Diprotodontia; Phalangeridae
Product: leukocyte cysteine proteinase inhibitor 1-like
Exons: 3
Coding region: 1-297 (98 amino acids)
Cellular component (GO): cytosol
Molecular function (GO): cysteine-type endopeptidase inhibitor activity
Source: RefSeq, a predicted model, not a curated record
AUGGACACCAAAUUUAUAACUGGAGGCUUAACUGAAACUGGACCUGCAUCUCCAGAAACCCAAAAGAUAGUUGAUGAGGUAAAGCCACAGUUGGAAAAAAAGACCAAUGAAACAUAUGACUGCUUUGAGGCUGUAAGUUACAGAAGCCUCUGUAACUUACAGAAGGUUUCGGGCUUCAUGUAUUAUGUAAAGGUACAUAUUGGGUGUAAUAAAUAUGUACAUUUGAAAAUAUAUGAACCUCUCCCUCACACAAAUGAGACUGGCAAAACCAAGGAAGAUGAAGUGAACUCCUUUUAG